CAACUUGAAGGACAAAGCGGGUGAGGCGAAGUGACUGUGACGUGCGUGACCUAUUACAAGGCAGAAGCACGCCCCGCCUCGCGCUGAGUACGCGCUCACCUCGUUUGUCGUGAACCGCAUCCUCCUCCAGGUCCUCCUCUGCCUAUCUCCCACAUACAUUGUUCCUCCGUCUAUCUGGUACAGCAUACUAGCCGUCUGCGAUGGCCAACAACGCCAAUGCGUACCCGAUGCCACCGCAGAACGCGGAUCUGGCGACGACAUGGGCGUACCUAGAGGAGGGCGUCGACCACAUCAUGACCAAGCUGCAGACGGGGGUGUCGUACUCCAAGUACAUGAGCCUAUACACCGUCUCGUACAACUACUGUACUUCCUCCAAGAUGCAUGGAACGGGCGAGCAGGGUCUCGGGCACCGAACCGGAGCCAAUCUGAUGGGUUCCGAUCUAUACAACAACCUCAUUCGCUACUUCACCACACAUCUAGGAGACCUCAAGAACCACUCUGACUCGCUUCAAGACGAAGCACUCUUGCGGUACUACGCCCAAGAGUGGGACCGAUAUACGACAGGUGCCAACUACAUCAACCGUCUCUUCACGUAUCUCAACCGUCAUUGGGUCAAACGUGAACGGGACGAGGGGAGGAAGGGUGUAUACCCCGUCUACACACUAGCUCUCGUUCAAUGGAAGCAGAACUUCUUCCUCCACAUCCAGAGCAAGGGUCAGAAACUGGCAGGCGCCUUGCUUCGUCUGAUCGAGCGCCAACGAAACGGCGAGACGAUUGACCAGACCCUGGUCAAGAAGGUCGUCGACUCAUUCGUGUCGCUCGGUCUAGACGAGGGCGAUAUCAACAAGGUGUCGUACGAGGUGUACAAGGAGCACUUCGAGGCACCAUUCCUGGAAGCGACAGAGAAGUACUACAAGCAGGAGUCAGAAGCAUUCCUCGCUGAGAACACUGUCGCCGAAUACCUCAAGAAGGCCGAGGAGCGGUUGCGUGAGGAGGAGGACCGUGUCGAGAGGUAUCUCAACAACAACACGCGGAAGGGCCUCAUCAGCAAAUGCGAGCAUGUCCUUAUCCGUGAGCAUGCCGAGCUCAUGUGGGAGAACUUCCAAGAACUUCUCGACUAUGAUAAGGACGAGGACCUCCAGCGCAUGUACGCCCUCCUCGCGCGCAUUCCCGAGGGCCUCGAGCCUCUACGCAAGCGGUUUGAGGAGCACGUCAAACGGUCCGGUCUUGCUGCCGUCUCGAAGCUUGUCGGUCAGGGCGGUGCAGAUGCCAUCGACCCCAAGGCCUAUGUCGAUGCCCUCCUCGAGGUUCACUCAAAGAACUCCGAGACUGUUACGAGGAGCUUCCGCGGGGAGGCAGGUUUCGUGGCGAGUCUCGAUAAGGCAUGCCGAGAGUUCGUCAACAGGAAUGACGCCACUGGCACCUCGACGACGAAAUCGCCAGAGCUGUUGGCGAAGCAUGCAGACGCGCUGCUUCGGAAGAACAACAAGAUGGCCGAGGAGGAGGACCUGGAGGGUGCGCUCAACAAAGUGAUGGUGUUGUUCAAGUACAUCGACGACAAGGACGUCUUCCAGACGUACUACACGACCAAACUGUCUAAGCGGCUGAUUCACGGCGUGUCGGCAUCGGAUGAAGCUGAGGCGAGCAUGAUCUCGAAGCUCAAGGAGGCCUGCGGUUUCGAGUACACCAACAAGCUGCAGCGCAUGUUCACAGACAUGAGUCUCAGCAAGGAUCUCACGGACCAGUUCAAGGAACGUGUCCAACAAAACCACGACGACAUGGACCUUACCUUCUCGAUCAUGGUCCUGGGCACCAACUUCUGGCCACUCAACCCGACAAACAGCGAGUUCAUCAUCCCGACGGACAUCCUGCCGACGUACGAGCGGUUCACGAAGUACUACCAACAGAAGCACUCGGGCCGUAAGCUCACGUGGCUCUGGAACUACUCGAAGAACGAGCUACGGGCGAACAAGUUCAACCCGAAGUACAUCCUCAUGACGAGCUCGUGGCAGAUGGCGGUCCUGCUGCAGUACAAUAACAACGACACGAUGUCUCUCGAUGAGCUCGUGACGGCGACCGGUGUGUCGAAGGAAUACCUGAAGCAGGUUCUGGGUGUGCUCGUCAAGGCCAAGAUCCUGAUCAGCGACGACAGCGACCAGUACGACUACAACCCGAACUUCAAGUCGAAGAAGAUUCGGAUCAAUCUGAAUAUGCCGAUCAAGGCUGAGCAGAAGGCUGAAUCGUCUGAGGUGCAGAAGAUCGUCGACGAGGAUCGCAAAUACGUCAUCCAGGCGACCAUCGUCCGUAUCAUGAAGGCACGGAAGCAGAUGAAGAACCAGGCCCUCAUCCAGGAGGUGAUCAGCCAGAUCUCGCAGCGGUUCACGCCCAAGAUUCCUGACAUCAAGAAGGCUAUCGAACAUCUUCUCGAGAAGGAGUACAUUGAGCGAGUGGAUGGCACCCGAGACACCUUCGCCUAUGUCGCGUGAUAUCCCCUGCAUGCAUAUUGUCGUCCUCGCUUUGUAGUGCUUACCGGUUUACGUCUAGAACUGUACAUUGUAGCAUAUCUUACACCACGUCAUGUCUUGUUCACUGAAUGUCUUGCUGUCCGUCAGGCAUGUCCAGCAUGCGCUGCGGUAUCGCGCUAUGUCUGGAUCAGAUGAGAUAGCGUCGUCGAUACAUAUUUGUGUUCUACUGGACUAUCAUGUACCUAGGCUCAUCGCGCGAAGGUAGAGCUUUGCUUUGAGGUCUGUCCUCCGAGUUGCUGCUACGUUGUCACUAGUACGCCAGAGUUGCGUUGAGACAGGUUGA
Rhodofomes roseus is the source of this 2808-nucleotide messenger RNA. RefSeq names its product Cullin-domain-containing protein. The transcript has 9 exons. Lineage: Eukaryota; Fungi; Basidiomycota; Agaricomycetes; Polyporales; Fomitopsidaceae. Gene Ontology annotation, molecular function: ubiquitin protein ligase binding. Gene Ontology annotation, cellular component: SCF ubiquitin ligase complex. The coding region runs from base 201 to 2486 and encodes 761 amino acids. The record is from RefSeq and is a predicted model, not a curated record. Gene Ontology annotation, biological process: SCF-dependent proteasomal ubiquitin-dependent protein catabolic process; protein ubiquitination.